Molecule: messenger RNA, 2617 nt
Organism: Morus notabilis
Lineage: Eukaryota; Viridiplantae; Streptophyta; Magnoliopsida; Rosales; Moraceae
Product: protein kinase C gamma type
Exons: 5
Coding region: 207-2072 (621 amino acids)
Biological process (GO): protein phosphorylation
Molecular function (GO): ATP binding; protein kinase activity
Source: RefSeq, a predicted model, not a curated record
UCUCUCUCUCUCUCUCCCUCUCUUCUUUCUCUCUCUCUGGGAUUCCAAGCCACGGAUUUCCCUGCAAAUUUAUUUCUUCGUCUUUUUUAAGCUUUUUGGGUACAUACGCUUCUCUUUUUCUUUUUUUUUUUAAGCUUUUUGGGUCUUCGGAGGACGAAGCGAGUUCAACGGAAAUACCUACCAAGUGUUUCAUUGCAGAUCAAGAAAUGUCCAAACAAGUUGCAGAUCAAGAAAUGUCCAAACAAGUUGGUGAUAUUCAACCAAGUGCUUCUUUUGAGUUUGAGCUAUUCGAGGGUGAUCCCGAUCACCUUAGAACAGUAGUAUCUUCAUCAAACCAAUUAAGUCCUUGGAUUGAACCAGCGACAUUGAAACUUCGACACAGAAUCGCGAGAGGAACGUUCGGUGAUGUUUGGUUAGCAACCCAUCAUCAGUCUUGUAAAGGUCACGAGGAGGAUCAUGAAGUGGCUGUCAAGAUGUUACCUCUUGUUAAAGAGGAGCACAUGAAUGUUUUGCUGGAUAAAUUUGAUAGUUUAUUUGCAAAAUGUCAAGGAUUAGGCGGUGUUUGCUCUCUACAUGGGGUCUCGAUUAUAAAUGGAAAGAUCUGUAUCAUUAUGAAGUUCUAUGAGGGUUCAAUUGGAGAUAAAGUUGCACGCCUUAGAGGAGGAAGUCUCACGCUACCUGAUGUUUUGAGGUAUGGUAUAGAGUUGGCUCAAGGAAUUCUGGAACUACACUCGAAAAGGAUCUUGGUUCUCAACCUUAAACCAUCUAACAUUCUUCUUGAUGAAAGUGACAAAGCAAUUGUUGGAGACUUUGGUGUUCCUUAUCUACUGCUCGGCAGUUCAUUUCCAAGCUCAGAUAUUGCCCACAGGCUUGGAACUCCGAACUACAUGGCACCAGAACAAUGGCAACCAGAAGUAAGAGGUCCGAUAUCUUUUGAGACUGAUUCAUGGGGAUUUGGGUGCUGCAUCGUGGAGAUGUUGACUGGUGUUCAUCCUUGGCAUGGGAGACCUGUUGAUGAAAUACAUCAUUUGGUUGUCAGAAAGCAGGAAAAACCCCAUAUACCAAGUGCCCUUCCUCCUCCUAUUGAGGAUGUCCUCCUUGGUUGCUUUGAGUAUGACUUGAGAAAUCGUCCUUUAAUGUCGGAUAUAUUGCAUGUGUUUAAAAGCUCACAGAUUGCAGUCUCUACUGAUGGAGGCUGGGAAAGUCUCGGGACUGGUUACACCAGAUGGUUCCUUCUGAAAGAUCGUCUGCAAGUGGGCGACACAGUUCGUUCCAGAAAGCCACCAAACUCUUGCAAACCAGAGAACAUGACUGUGCCUGAAGGAACAGUGGUGGGCCUAGAACGCGACGCAGAUCGUGAUGGUUUUGUUUUGGUAAGGGUUCACGGCAUCCAUGACCCACUAAGGGUUCAUGUUUCGACUCUUGAGCGCAUCACUUUUGGCUUGGCUGCUGGUGACUGGUUAAGCUUGAAGGAAGAAGACAAGAAACACUCACCAGUUGGUAUUCUUCAUUCAAUCCAUCGUGAUGGUAAAGUAGCAGUUGGAUUUAUAGGAAUGGAAACUCUUUGGGAGGGGAAUUCUUCCGCGUUUGAGAUGGCAGAAUCCUACUGCAUUGGCCAGUUUGUGAGGCUAAAAUCCAAUGUUCUGAGCCCCCGAUUUGAAUGGCCUCGUAAAAGAGGAGGGGCUUGGGCCACAGGGAGGAUUUGGUGGAUCUUACCAAACGGAUGCCUCAUUGUUAAGUUCCCCGGAAUCCCGACUUUCAAGGAGGAGUGCAGCACCUUCUUGGCUGAUCCAGCUGAAGUGGAACUAGUUACUUUUAACACUUGCCCGGGGAUGGUGAAGAAGUACCAACAUCUUGAGGAUUUCCACUGGGCGGUGCGACCUCUUCUCAUUGCAUUUGGCCUAUUUACAGCCAUGAAGCUAGGCUUUUUCGUUGGAAAUAGAAUUGGGAGGUCAAAGGUGAAAAACCUACGGAGCAGUGACAUGGAAAGUUCAAGUCAUCAUCCUAUGGAUGGCCAGAAUGCUGGAAAGUCUGCAUGGAUCCCUCCUAAAGUUGGAAAACUUUUCAGAUAAGGCAUUUCCUCAUCUUCGGCUCGGUAGACAGUAGCCGUUUAGCUCGGAUUCCAUAGAGGACAAAGCUAGUUAGUGUUUACAGUUUACUGAAGUCGGAUAUCUGGAGUGACUGGUUUGCUAGCUAGAAUGGGGCUUCUUACUCUAAGCUACCACUAUCAACUGCCAAAGUGGUCAUUUGCAUUUGAUGGCUAACAAUAUCUCUCUGUAUAUAAAUGUAAAGAUGUAUCAUUAAUCACGUGUUGACUCAACCCCUUCUAUUAAGUUGCAUUUUGGAUAAAUCAUAAUCCUUGUGGUACUUCUCUUGUUCUUUUCCUUUUCUCUGCUGAGCAAGGAAGAAGCUUGGUCGCCGUACAGUAUAUUGAGCGUCUCCAAUGCAGUGUUAAUUUAGGCAUUUGAGUGGGACUCCACAAUGCAAUGUCGUUUUGGGGGGCUAAAUUUGGCAUUAGCAAUAUUCGGUGUCAAAUCACCAGGUACAACGUUUGUAAAAUUUUGGUUUCUGAUCACAUUGUUUGCUGUUUUUGCUUCUUCUUUUUUCAUUAAAUCAU